GAGCUGGAGAGGUGAGAGGAUCCAGCAAACGGACGUGGAGCGGCGAGUCCCGAACCGCAGGCGGAGGGGAGGCGCAGACAGACCGACUCUCCCCUGCUCUCCGCCCCCGCCUCCCCCUGUGGCCGGUCGGACCUGCACCCCGCGCUUGCCCCCGCUCGUCCUCCCCCCGCCCGGCCCGGCGCGCUCCUCCCCGGCCGGCCCCACGGCGCGCGGCGCGCUGGAGGCGAACGCAGGCUGAGCCGAGCGCAGUGGCCGCCGACCACCGAGUGCCCCGCGCCGCUCCCUGCAUGUGCGGCCCGCGGCGGCUCGCAGUCCCCGGCAGCAGCCUCGGCAGCUUCGGCCGCUCCUCGAGAGGCGGCUGCAGCGGCUCUAGCAGCGGCCGAGCGGUCGAGCCCGGGCUGGGAGACACGAUGCGCCGAGUCCUCCGGCUGCUCCUCGGCUGCUUCCUCACCGAGCUGUGCGCCCGCGUGUGCCGGGCGCAGGAGCGAGCCGGGCACGGGCAGCUGGCGCAACUGGGAGGCAUGCUGGUGCUCACGGGGGGCAACCGCUCCGGAGCUGCCUCCGGAGAGGUCGGCGAGGGCGCCGGGGUCUCGGACGCGCCCCCGACUCGGGCGCCCACGCCGGACUUCUGUCGGGGUUACUUCGAUGUCAUGGGCCAGUGGGACCCGCCGUUCAACUGCAGCUCCGGCGACUUCAUCUUCUGCUGCGGGACUUGUGGCUUCCGGUUCUGCUGCACGUUUAAGAAGCGGCGACUGAACCAAAGCACCUGCACCAACUACGACACGCCGCUGUGGCUCAACACUGGCAAGCCCCCGGCGCGAAAGGACGACCCCCUGCACGACCCCACCAAGGACAAGACCAACCUGAUCGUCUACAUCAUCUGCGGGGUGGUGGCUGUCAUGGUGCUCGUGGGCAUCUUCACCAAGCUGGGGCUGGAGAAAGCGCACCGGCCCCAAAGGGAGCACAUGUCCAGGGCCCUUGCGGAUGUCAUGAGGCCACAGGGCCACUGCAACCCUGACCACAUGGAGAGAGACCUUAACAUUGUGGUCCACGUCCAGCACUAUGAGAACACGGACACCAGAGCCCCCAUAAAUAAUCUCCACGCCACCCAGAUGAACAACGCAGUGCCCACCUCUCCUCUGCUCCAGCAGAUGGGCCAUCCACACUCCUACCCCAACCUGGGCCAGAUCUCCAACCCCUACGAACAGCAGCCGCCGGGCAAAGAGCUCAACAAGUACGCCUCCUUAAAGGCAGUCGCCGACAAGGUCAACGACGACUUCUACUCCAAGCGACGGCACCUGGCCGAGCUGGCCGCCAAGGGGAACCUACCUCUGCACCCCGUCCGAGUGGAGGAUGAGCCCCGGGCCUUCAGCCCCGAGCACGGUGCUGCCAAGCAGAACGGACAGAAGUCCCGAACCAACAAGAUGCCCCCGCACCCGCUGGCCUACAACUCCACCACCAACUUUAAGGGCUGGGACCCCAACGAGCAGUCUCUCCGGCGGCAGGCGUACGGCAACAAGGGCAAGCUUGGCACGGCCGAGACGGGCUCCAGCGACCCCCUGGGAACUCGCACCCAGCACUACCCACCCACACAGCCAUACUUCAUCACCAACAGCAAAACGGAAGUGACUGUCUGAGCUUUCGCUGCAGGGAGCACCCUGACGACCACACUCAACUGAGAGAGGCAAAAACCACCCUGGCCCACGCCCUCCCCCUCCUCCCCACACGCACCCACACACUGACCUUCCCCGGGAACCAGGGACGGACCUCCUGGUGACAGAAUCACACUUUUCCUGGGUCAUGCCUAAGCGCACGUCGGCAGGCAGCUGAGGAGGACGGAAGCAUGGACAUCCGGCAGUACAGCAAGGAGAAACCGAGGCGCACUCCCUCGGCUUCACGCGGAGGUGGCCAACCCUCAUGCCCCAACCGAGGGGCUGAUUUUUCUUUUCUUCCUAACUUGAAACUGAAAUCCAUGAUGAAAAAAAUCAUAUAAGUAGCACAAUUUAGAGAAAUUGUCCAUUUGAGCACAUAUACCAUUAGCCACCUGCCGUCUGGUUCCAGGUAAAGGGGGUGGGCAGACAAAAAAAAUUGAGGCUGGAUAUCCGAAAAGAGCGCACUUCAGAAGAGGAGUUAUUCCGGGAGGAACUUGCCCAGGCUAUGAGCAUUUUCUAAUCCCAAGAAGUGAGGCGUCACCAAAUGGUGAUGGACGUGAGACCCUAUCUGGACCCCCAUCCUUAUGUCGAUAGGACUUUUCAUAUCUUUUGAUGUCAAAAGCAAAAAAAAAAAAAAAAAAACAACUCACAAAAAAUAAAUAGAUCCUGAACCCGCCUGCAGCGAUGGGAGGAAAGGACAUUUUAGAGAACUCCCGUAAAGACCGUGACCUGGAAACGGGAGCGCUAGGCUUUCAGGGCAGGCAGAGGGUCCAGGGGUCCUACGUGACUUUUUUUUUAAAAGACAGAUCAAAUGCAAGCCCACUACAAAACAGACAAGAACAGCUUACUCGUUUUUGUCCCCCAUCCUCGAGACUUAGGAGAUCAAUAAUGACAUCAGCAGCAACAGAACAUCCCCAGGGGGAAAGUCCACAGGAGGCGGGGUGAGCGCCCAGAAGCUGCAGGUUUCUGGUGUUUCUCCCUCGCCUCUGAGACCCUAAAUAACCACAGUAACAAAUCCUCUGUUAACUGCCUGUCCCGACCUUCUUCCCCUUCAGAGCGUUGCCGCCGCCGCUGCGAAACUUCAACUGCUUUGGACUGAACCGUCAUAAGCGUGGGGUGCCUUCAAUGUGUUGCUGUUGUUCAAUGACAGUCUCGUUUCCCAAGUGCAACCUGUGUCCUUUCAGCCUCCCUCCUUUUUGUUUUUCUGCAGUAGUAGAAGAUGUUUCCACCCUUCCUUUGUAGGUGAGCCCACCCCAUAACACCCUUCAAGGGGGCUGCUGCAAUGUCAGGGAUACCUAAGGACACUCCCCAAACCCCCACGGUCCCUCCAAAUUGCCUCCCCAGGCUCUUCAGCGCCUUCCGUCCCUCACCCAGAUGUUCCUGAGGUUGUUUUUCGGUUUGGUUCUCAUAGCCAGAGAGCCCUUGGGUAUCCCAACCGUUUUCCUACAAGUUCUAUUUAUUUCAUGGAAGUCCAAAGAGGUGCAUGGAGGGAGAAGGGAAUUUCAUAUUAAGUGAAAGGGUUUCCGCCAGCCCCUAAAGAUCUUAGCUGUUUAAUUAAGAGGAGCCUCUAAAAGGCCCACAAGAUGUCCUCAGAGGAGACUCAGCGUUUCCUGCCAUGAUCCGCCUCCCCUGUCUCAUGACCCUGGCUUCAUGGAAUCAGCACAACCGACAUUUAUUCUCCUGGCUCCCAGCAGAUAUUAGGACACUGAUAAUGUUUUUGAUCUCUCUCAGUCAUGGGGAAUUGGAGCUAGGUCAAGCUUUGCAAGCUUUUUGAAAUAGCAAAACCCGUGCCUAUUUUUAAAAAUGAAAUCUUGCAAAGAACCCACUGUAUGAGGCUCCCAUGUAUAAAGAGGCACAGUCCAGGAGGCAGCAGAGUCGGGGCCCCUCCAGGCUGAGACCCCAGCACUUUCCAGGGUACAGCAAAUCUGCUGGGCACGGUCACUGUUUCCUUGACCUUGGUCAGCUACGUACCUGCAACACCUGUUGGCAACUCUGUAUCAGUGUCACAAUAUCUGUCUCUAAAUUGAUGCAUUUUAAAUCACAUGUUCUUUUUAAAAGGACAGCGUCCUGGCUUUAUCACAAAUAGAAAACCGGCAUCAGUUGCCACAGAUAGAAAGUAAGCAUUAAAAUAAGUGCAACGGAGGAUGCGGUGUUGAUGAAAUUCUAGCUGAAUGCUGGCACCUGUGGUGCACCCUCGUCUCUGUUAAAAAGAGAUCAGGAGGCCUUGGGGUUGUUCAAGCACCCAGUGGAGGCUUUCCUUGGAUCAGUCAGAUGGGCUGAAAGGUAAAUGAAAAGGAAACUCCCCCUGUGUGGGUCUACCACAAACAGUGUGUCCAUUCAUGUGCUGUCCGCAGACACUUGCAGAUUCUCAUGGGACACAGCCCACACUUCAGGAAAUGCGGGGCUGGCUUUUCUGCCAGGUUCCCGCCAGCUCAAAGGUUCUGUGAUUCUUGUCUCCAUUCUGGCUAACCUUUGCUUUUUGCCCUUGAUCUUAUCCCAACAGUGAUUAAGGUCCUUUCUUGACCCCUGAAUCUAGAGCACCUUAUUUUUCCUUUGUGCUCCGAAAGUGGAGUACACUUCAUCCAGCGAACUUGGCUCCUUGGGGUUCACAGUUGUAAUUUUGGCAGCAAAGAGCAGCCUGGUCCAUGAGAUGUGGCUGCGUGGAAAGUUCAGGAAGGGCAGUUGCUUCCCAAGGGGUACUGCCCAGGAAGGAAGCCCGGGAGGCACUGCUGUCUCAUCAGCUCGCAGAUGGCCUCGGGGAUGAACGGAGGAGGAAGUCAGCAUGGGGAAGGUCUGGUUAUUCUUUGGCUUCCUCUUGGAUGCCGGGGAGACAGACCUCAUGAUACCGAGAGAGGGAAUGACCUGAGGAACUCUCUCUGACUGCCAUGCACCAAGACAAGCAUCCUGUAGCCAAGGUGGGGAGACCUAGGAGAGGAAAGCCAGAUCAAAAUGGAGACCCUCUCCUCAUUCCCCGCCCCGGCACUAACCUCUUCUUCCUUUUAGCUGUCCCCCAAUUUCCAACCCAAUGGGACCAGAGUCUGGCUUCCCUUUGCCUUCCCAGAGCGUCUUGGGCUCCGCUGGCAUCCCCAUCUAACCCCCACCCCUGGUUUUUUUGUGUAAAUGGAGCAUAUUUUAUGUGCAAAUAUUUUAGUAACUGUAUGUUCUGCAAGUAAACCUGUGUUAAUACUUGUCACGACUGCAGAGUUUAUGAUACCAAUAAUACUUCCUACAAUGAAGAAAAAAGAACAUUUGUUUGUUUUCUAAGAAUGUUUAUUUGUAAACAUAUGUAUUCACUAUAUUAAUAUGAAUUUCUUACCUGGCAAUAAAACUGA
Messenger RNA from Sciurus carolinensis (gray squirrel), 4984 nucleotides. It is a transcript of the gene Shisa9, whose product is annotated as shisa family member 9. Lineage: Eukaryota; Metazoa; Chordata; Mammalia; Rodentia; Sciuridae. Gene Ontology annotation, cellular component: postsynaptic membrane; postsynaptic density; dendritic spine membrane. Gene Ontology annotation, biological process: regulation of AMPA receptor activity; regulation of short-term neuronal synaptic plasticity. The transcript has 4 exons. The coding region runs from base 288 to 1637 and encodes 449 amino acids. The record is from RefSeq and is a predicted model, not a curated record.